Molecule: messenger RNA, 951 nt
Organism: Amborella trichopoda
Lineage: Eukaryota; Viridiplantae; Streptophyta; Magnoliopsida; Amborellales; Amborellaceae
Source: RefSeq, a predicted model, not a curated record
AUGGAGAGAGGUGGGGUGAAGCUUUUUAGGCUAGAUAUUAAGUGGUUGGAAGAGAUGGAAGUGGUAGAAGUCAUUAAAACCACUUGGCAUAACACAAUUUUUAUUGGUUCCUUAGAUUUUCAAUUGCACAAAAAGCUAUUCAAUAUUAAACAUAAACUCAUCGUUUGGAAGAAAGAUAAUAAUUUCAAUGUUCAGUCCAAAAUCGAUGAGGUCUUAUAUGAAAUUGAAGCUUUGGACCAGCACGUUCAAUCUAUAGGUGUGUUAACCGAGGAGUUGAUGGGUGAAAGGAAUUCGAAGUUGAAAUCUCUUCAUAAUCUUCGUAGAGUGGAGGAGCUAUAUUGGAAGCAAAUAUCAAGGACAAAAUGGUUAAAGGAGAGUAAUAUGAAUACUAAGUUCUUUCAUUCUAUUGCGAGUACGAGAAGAAGGAAAAAUGAUAUUUCUGGUUUGACUAUUCCCGGUAUUGACGCAGAUGAUAGUGUGAAAAUGGAAGGGGCUAUUAUUGACCAUUUUAAGAAGGCUUUUUCCAUAAAGGUGAAGUUUACUCCAAAACUAGAAAAAGUACCUUUUAAAGUUUUGACAGUAGAUAUGAGUUCUAAUUUGGAGUGUAACAUUUCUAUGGAAGAACUAGAAGGGGUCGUUUUUGCUCUACUUAGUGAUAAGGCUCUAGACCCAGAUGGUUUUCCUCAUUCUUUUUUCCAUCGAUUUUGGAACUUGAUUAAGUCUGAAUUAUUAGAGAUGGUUAGAGCUUUAACGACUAGGGGUGAGAUAUUCAAAUGGGUUAAUGCCACUUAUAUAGCUCUUAUCCUUAAAAAAUCAGUGAUAGCAGAGUUAUCAAAUAUUUGGCUCAUCAAUCUUCUGACCAGUCUUUAUAAGAUUAUGGAAAAGGUAUUGAUUGAAGUUAGUCUUACAUUUCUUAUCUCUAACAUUCAAUCUGCUUUCAUUCUAGAGUGA